AGUUUUAUAUAAAAUAAUUCUAAAUUAGUCAAUAAUUUAUAAAUAUAAAAUAAUAGUUAAAAUAAAAAUAAUGAAAUGAAUAGUGGUUUAAAAAAAAGAAAAACACCUUCGUCAGCACCAACAUCGCCAAGUAAAGAUAUUCAGAAUAUAGAUAUAACACCACUAACUCCAACUCAGUAUAGACCAACAACUACCACUACAUCCACAACCACUUAUAAUAGCUUAAAUACAGAGGAAAAUUCAGCUUUCGAAAAUAAAAACACACCAAAACAAAACCCAAGUCUACACGAAGAAACCAUAUUUAUUCAUGAAGAACGUGCAAAGAAAAAAGAAGUUUGUUAUCACUAUUUUAGUAAACCAGAUGAACUAUUAAAAAUUAUUAAGGAAAUAAUAUAUCAGUAUCAACAAAAGAAUGUAGUUUCAUUUUCGGAAUUUAAAGAAUUAUGGAAAUAUAAAAUGGAUACACUGGGACCCUUUUUUGAAUCACAACAUAUUUAUCCAGAUGUAAUACAUAUUUUAUAUUAUGGUGUUUUAGGGUUCACUCUACUGGAUUUACCGAUUAAUGGUAAAGUUUCAAUCAUCUAUUCUCUAUAUUGUCUAUACAAUUGUCAAAUUACCAAUCCGCGCGUACCAAUCAUCAUUACUUUAAACUAUUGGGAAACCCUUUUACAAUAUUUUGAAGAUAUCAAAAAUCAAACACUCUACGAAGGCUAUCAAGCAUUUAGAUUCCUCAGAAAAAUGGGUGCAUUCGUUUUUUCUGCAACAUUACAUCCCAUCUCAACUAUGAAUUAUUUUAAAACCAACUCUAUGCAAACCAACCAACCAAUCAUUCCACAUGAAAUCAUUAACAACGAUCCAAUUAAACCAUUAAGAAACAUUAAAGAAUUAAAACAAAUUACUGAACAAUAUAAUUUAGCAAAGAGAGGUCCAAAUAAUACAAUCCCAGAAUCAUUAAAUUUAAUUAACGAUAAUUUUUAUAAUGAAGUUUUUUCAUCAAUCGAUCAAAACACAAUCGACAAGUUUGCACAAAUGAUCCAAGAUCGCAUCCCUGGUUUUCCUUAAAAAAAAAAAUUCAAUUUUUAUAAAAAUUAUAUAUAUUUAUUCAAAAUUUUUUGUAAAUUAUUAAAAUAAUUUUAUUAUAAUAAUAAAAUGUGUGUGUUUUUAUUUAUUUAAUAAAAAAUAUUUUUAUAAAU
Dictyostelium purpureum is the source of this 1193-nucleotide messenger RNA. RefSeq lists its product as uncharacterized. Gene Ontology annotation, cellular component: snRNA-activating protein complex. Lineage: Eukaryota; Evosea; Eumycetozoa; Dictyosteliales; Dictyosteliaceae. The coding region runs from base 76 to 1062 and encodes 328 amino acids. The record is from RefSeq and is a predicted model, not a curated record. The transcript is spliced from 2 exons. Gene Ontology annotation, molecular function: sequence-specific DNA binding. Gene Ontology annotation, biological process: snRNA transcription by RNA polymerase III; snRNA transcription by RNA polymerase II.